Molecule: messenger RNA, 2869 nt
Organism: Myodes glareolus (Bank vole)
Lineage: Eukaryota; Metazoa; Chordata; Mammalia; Rodentia; Cricetidae
Gene: Slc35a2
Product: solute carrier family 35 member A2
Biological process (GO): pyrimidine nucleotide-sugar transmembrane transport
Cellular component (GO): Golgi membrane
Molecular function (GO): pyrimidine nucleotide-sugar transmembrane transporter activity
Source: RefSeq, a predicted model, not a curated record
UUGUUUUGUUUUUAGAUGGGGUCUUUUUGAAGCCCAAGCUAGCCUCAAACUUGGAGUGCUGGGAUUUACUUGCACAAAAAUAAAUCCCAGGCUCCAACUGAAAUUUCUCUAGCACUUUCUGUGUAGCUCUUAACUUGAUUUAAAUCUUAAUUUUGUCUUUGCCUUUCAUGCUGCUCCUUUGCAUCUUCCUCAACUCACCUCCCUUGGUCUCUCUAAUCCCGACGUCAGUUGUCCUGAACCUGCUUCUCAUUUUCCUCUAUUAUGGUGACUAAGCCUUCCCUACUCUGGUUCAGCAAUGAAGUCUGUGAACCUAGCGGUAGGCCUAUGACUCACUUGUCCCGCCUUCUCGAAAGUCCGAUUCCUCCCAGUUGGCCUCUGGGCCUUAGAGGGCGGGACCUGGCUGGGUGGUGGGAAUAGAACUGUGUUUCUGAUGCGAGGAGGGUGGUGCCAUCUGAAGGUUCCAAUAAAAGCGGAGAUGGAAGAACAACGGAACCAAUGAAACCGCGGGACGGUUUGGGGAGGUGGUUCGGACAGUCGGGGUCAGUGAGGCGGGCAAACGGGAGGUGUGGGCCGGGUCUAGUGGUCUAGAGUGCCAAUAGAUGUGUAAAGGCUGCGGGAGACGGGUCUCCGGCGUCCUGGGUCUCCAGCUGAUGGAAUCUGGGAAGUCCGAAACCACCAUUUUAGAAUCAGGCUUGGACCGGGCUAAGAACACCACUUCUCAAUCCCAGCUAAUGCCCCGCCCUCCACGCCGGAGGUCCGGAAGCGGACGUGAUGGAUACGGAAGUAGCCUGCUGUUGCCGAGGGGACGGGACGGGCAGAUGCCAACAUGGCAGCGGUUGGGGUUGGCGGAUCAUCCCCGGCGGCCGGACCAGGGGCCGUGUCCGCGGGCAUGCUGGAGUCUGGGUCCGCUACAGCGGCUCACCGGCGCCUCAAAUACAUAUCCUUAGCUGUGCUGGUGGUCCAGAACGCCUCCCUCAUCCUUAGCAUCCGAUAUGCUCGCACACUGCCUGGGGACCGCUUCUUUGCCACCACCGCUGUAGUCAUGGCUGAAGUACUCAAAGGUGUCACCUGUCUCCUGCUGCUCUUCGCACAGAAGAGGGGUAAUGUGAAGCACCUGGUUCUCUUCCUCCAUGAGGCUGUCCUGGUGCAAUAUGUGGACACACUCAAGCUUGCGGUGCCCUCUCUCAUCUAUACCUUGCAGAAUAACCUCCAGUAUGUUGCCAUCUCCAACCUGCCAGCUGCCACUUUUCAGGUGACAUAUCAGCUGAAGAUUUUGACAACAGCACUGUUCUCCGUGCUCAUGUUGAACCGCAGCCUCUCACGCCUGCAGUGGGCCUCCCUGGUGCUGCUAUUCACUGGUGUUGCGAUUGUCCAGGCACAACAAGCUGGUAGCGGUGGCCCUCGGCCACUGGAUCAGAAUCCCGGGGCAGGACUAGCAGCUGUUGUGGCCUCCUGCCUCUCCUCAGGCUUCGCAGGGGUCUACUUUGAGAAGAUCCUCAAAGGCAGCUCAGGUUCUGUGUGGCUGCGUAACCUACAGCUAGGCCUUUUUGGCACAGCACUGGGCCUGGUGGGGCUCUGGUGGGCUGAGGGCACUGCUGUAGCCCAUCAAGGCUUCUUCUUUGGGUACACGCCUGCUGUCUGGGGUGUGGUACUAAACCAAGCCUUUGGUGGGCUCCUGGUGGCUGUCGUUGUCAAGUAUGCUGAUAACAUCCUCAAGGGCUUUGCCACCUCCCUGUCCAUUGUGCUGUCCACUGUUGCCUCCAUUCGCCUCUUUGGCUUCCACCUGGACCCUUUAUUUGCCCUGGGCGCUGGGCUGGUCAUUGGUGCCGUCUACCUCUACAGCCUCCCCCGAGGUGCAGUCAAAGCCAUAGUCUCCACCUCUGCCUCUGCCUCCGGGCCCUGCAUUCACCAGCAGCCUCCUGGGCAGCCACCGCCACCGCAGCUGUCUUCUCGAGGAGACCUCAUCACGGAGCCCUUUCUGCCAAAGGUUGGGGCACUGCUAUUCCAGGCUUUUCCCCAUGACCCUCUGCUGGAGAUGUCCUGUCUCUCAUGCCUGGGACAGUUCAUCCCAGCCAUCCUGCAGACUGGACAAAAGCCCUGCAGCUCUUCAGUAACGACUAAUGACUACCCGUGGGGUUCCAUUUCCUAUUGUAUGAGGCCUUCUCUCCUGCACCAUCACCCUGGAUCAUGUCAACAGCUUGGUCUCUGAUGUGGCCUUUGGGCAGUUUCCCUGGUACAGAGACCCUUGAAGAUCGGCCUGUUGUAAGUGCCUGGAGUGCGGAGAGAGGCACGAGCUGAAAAGUUUGCAUCAGCUCAUAUUGGGGAGGGUGCAAUAAGCACCGUUCGCUUUUCAGUAGUUUGGGCAUUUGUGAUAAUCAGAUUAAUAAUGAUCCAGAGUGUUGGGAAAAUGGGGAGGGGAAAUCCUGAAGUGGCUGAAUCUUACGUAAUUGAAGAGACGGAUGAAGGAUUGAUUAUCUUCUGAAACAUCCAGAGAGGAAAAAUAAAGCUGCCAAUCCCACUCUUGCAGCCCCAUUGGCUGUUUAAAACACCCUUACUUCAUGGCGGGUGUCAGAAUUGAUGAAUCAUGGAACCUGCACCCCUGCACUCCCCAAAGCUUAUUAACUCCUUAACUGUAUCCCAGAUGUGUGUGCCUGUGUGUGUGUGUGUGUGUGAGUGAGCGUACACGCGCGUGUGCAUAAAUACACGCAUGGAAGGUGCCUGGGCUGUCUUUGCUAUAUGUAAAUAGGGCCAUUGGAUCUUUAUUUUUGAUUAAUUUGUUCUGAUUUUGGGGGGGGGGUGUUGUUUUCUAAGGAACUGUAAUGAACAUGUCAGGAUACCCAAUGCCAAAUAAAGAUGUUGUAUUUAUUUA